CUCUGACUCACUUUCAUCUGCAGAAACAUAGUGACUGUGCGUUUCAACACUUCCCACGCCUGCUUGCCUGGCACCACCGCCGCUCAUGUUGCCUUGACAACCUCGCCAUUCUGCAGCCAUGAUCAAGCCGGGGCUCGAAAGAAUUGGCCAACUCCUCAAGGAUGUCCAUCUCCCAUGGAAAUCCAUCCAUGUUGCGGGCACUAACGGCAAAGGCUCGAUUUGCGCCUACGCGUCUGCUCUUCUCACGCGUCGAUGUAUCAAAACCGGCUGCUUCACGUCUCCCCAUCUAAUCCAUAGAUGGGACGGCAUCACGAUCAACCACACUCCAGUCCCCGAACAUGUGUUCAAAAGAGUCGAACAAUACUUCCUCGAUCUAAAUGAAGAGGCGAAAAUCAAUGCUUCGCCUUUUGAGAUUCUCACCGCCACCGCCUUCAAGCUGUUCACUGAUCAAAAGGUCGAGGUUGGCGUUGUCGAGGUCGGUAUGGGCGGGAAGCUCGAUGCUACUAACAUACUCAACAAUCAAGUCGUAUCUGUGAUAGCGAGAAUUGCUCAUGACCACCACAGCUUUCUUGGACACUCACUCGACGAAAUCGCAAGCCACAAAGCUGGAAUACUAAGACCUGGAGUCCCAUACCUGGUCAACCCAACAAAUGAAUGGCACGUACAACAGGUUGUCGCCGACUACGCCAAGGAAAUAGGAGCCGGCCCUCUGGUUGAGCUAGACACCGAAGAAAAUAGGGAAGAGCUCUUUAAGACGAAAGCUUGGCAUGAACUUGCGCGAAACAUGCUCCCAUUCCAACGGGACAAUGCUGUCUUGGCCUACUUCGCAGUCAUCGAAACGCUUAAAGGCCAGCACAUGUCGCAUUUGAAGGCUCGGAAGCUGCUCCCGGCUCUGAAGAAGAAGAAUAAGAAUGGCCUACCUGGGCGUAUGCAGUUGCAGAGGAUCCCAUCCGUUUUCGGUAGUGGAGGGCCGCAGAUUCUCAUUGAUGGAGCUCACAAUGAAGAUGCGGCAGUCGAGUUGAAUCGGUACAUCAACAAAAAUCUCCGAAACGCCAGGCUAAUAAACGGAGUGCCCGAAGGCGGUCGUCCCAUCACUUGGGUAGUUGCCAUGUCCGAAGGAAAAGAUGCUCACAAGUUCCUGUCUCGUCUGCUCAAAGCCAGAGACAGGCUCGUGGCAACUUCGUUUGAGCCCGUGGAUGGUAUGCCCUGGGUGAAACCGAUGCAGCCCAAGCAUAUAGCUGAUACUGUCCACAAUAUCCAGUGGGAUGUGACGACAAUACAGAACAAUGAGCCUGGUGUUCUAAAGGCACUCUGCACAGCAAAAUAUCUCAGAGGCCUUGGCGAUCCGAUCGUUGUGACAGGAAGUUUAUACCUUGUAGGUCAACUUCUUCGCGAGAUGGAGGAAUAUUCAAUCUAUGGAGAUUCCCGCCUCGACAUGCCAGAAAUAGAUCGAAAAGAACGUAACCACGUGAAUGCUUUCCUUUCCGACCUGAAUAAACCUUUCAGGGAAGUGAGCUUAGAGAAUAGAGCAUACCGUGACACGGCCUCAGAGCGCGAGGAACAAGAAAUACAGGUACUACAACGUGAAAUCGAAGCUCUCAACAAAGAACUCGAACGUGUCAACCAUGAGGAGCGCGAUCUCAAGAAAUGUGAAGCCUUCCCCAAGAAAACGCCUUCGCAACCCAGGGAAUACGACACCGCCUUAAACGAAAGGGAAGACAUCUUUGCCGAAUUCGAAGCUAUCCGUAAACAACUAGAUGAUCUCUCUCCGCCACCGUCUAGUCCACCAAGGACAACCGAACGCAACGACAACAAUCUCAAGGAGAUGGUGAAAAACGUGCCCACCCGUCGAAGCAUUGAAGAUGUAAUGGCAGACCCGGUCGCCCGCGUGCCCAUACGCACACAUUUUGCUAUCAGCAAAGACGAAAACGAAAAAAUGUUCCGACCACGAAUUAUUCGCCCAAUCCGCCAUGACCUUGGUCCCCAGAUCCAUCGCAUAAUGUCAGGUCCACCUAAGAGUUCGGAUCAUGAUGACAAGUGAUUUGGACCAAGCACCGACUCAGCACGCUGAGGACUUGUCAGACGACGAACCUUUGUGUUGUAGAAGCGCCGUCUACAAGGGCAUAGCUAACAUGUCGUGUCGAAGUUAGAGGGAAUCUCUUCGAGAUCGGAGUUGGCUGGUGGGACUGAGAGCCCUGCCUUGGCUCUUGGUGUAUCUCUCGGCCAGCUAGCAUCACCUUACUGUAUUGUUCGCAUGUACUAGUCCAUUAGAUGGCGUACAUUCGAAAAUUAAUGGCACCUUCGAGAUCUCGACUGUAUUGAAAUGGAUGCUUAGAUUGUACUAUAUGUAGAUCGGUAUGUUUGGAUAUAGAUAGCUUGGUGGAAAAAUGUCCUUCCUGCCUUCUACUUGUAAUUAUACGUGAAACCCUAAAUUCCC
Messenger RNA from Lindgomyces ingoldianus, 2437 nucleotides. Its product is annotated as FolC bifunctional protein. The record is from RefSeq and is a predicted model, not a curated record. Lineage: Eukaryota; Fungi; Ascomycota; Dothideomycetes; Pleosporales; Lindgomycetaceae. Gene Ontology annotation, cellular component: cytosol; mitochondrion; cytoplasm. Gene Ontology annotation, molecular function: ATP binding; dihydrofolate synthase activity; tetrahydrofolylpolyglutamate synthase activity. The transcript has 2 exons. Gene Ontology annotation, biological process: folic acid-containing compound biosynthetic process. The coding region runs from base 119 to 2041 and encodes 640 amino acids.